This is a messenger RNA of Lactuca sativa (garden lettuce), 663 nucleotides long. The record is from RefSeq and is a predicted model, not a curated record. Lineage: Eukaryota; Viridiplantae; Streptophyta; Magnoliopsida; Asterales; Asteraceae.
AUGGCUGGGGUACAGGCAAUGGUGCGGAUAAUGCUGGAUCAACAGACGGAAGAAACAAGGCGUUUAAUUCAACAAAGUAAAAACGAACUUACUGUGCCAGUAGGCCAAGCACCUACUCUUGAGUCAGCCAUCUGGGUUGAGGUUGGCAAGCAGAGGAAAUUUGAGGGAACUUCAAGGUCCAACAAGAACAACAUGUUCUCACGGUCUGGAGGAGGAAGAGGUGAAGCAAAAUGGUGUUACAAGUAUGGAAGGAAACACAACGGGGGAUGCCAUAAGGAAGUGACCUGCUUCAAAUGCGGGAAUACUGGUCACUAUGCCCCCAAGUGCUCAACCAAGGAAGAAGUUUGCCUUAAGUGUAGUGGAAAGGGACACUUCAAGAGAGAUUGUCCGAUAAGGGCUACAAUGCCAAAUGUACCGUUGAAGCACUAUGAGGGAUGCGACGAAGAAGUGACUUGUUAUAGGUGUGGAAGAAUCGGUCACUAUUCCAAAGACUGUACACAUAGGGAUAAAGUAUGUUACAGAUGCAGAGACAAGGGGCAAAUGUCUAGGGACUGCCCGAAGAAAAAUGAAGCAGCAAGACCGAAUGUGCCGCCAAAGCUAAAGGAAAGAGCAUUCCAGAGGAUCCUUGGCGAAGCUACUGAAAAUGCAAGGUUUCAGGUGUGA